AUGACGACCUGUAAAGGCUGUGGAUUAUGCAACGCCCUCUCACGGUCUCGUUUGACCUCAGACCCGAGAUAUUUAAAUUCAUCGCCUGAGUUGAGAGGUUAUUCUACGGUUAUCCUUAGGAAGUUGCUGGGGAUGUGCUUUCCUGAUGAGUUGAACCCGAUUGCGGUUAGUAUCGAUCUGAUCGACGUCGUCCACGAAAUUCCGAGAAAUGAAACCAUCGAGUCAUCAGUUGUUGUCAUCGACGGUAAUUUCUCAUCGAAAGCAAUCCAAAAGUAUUACCCGCGGCAUCCAUCGUUUGUUUUGUCGGGAAAUUCCAUAGAUACACUCAAGGCGAUUCUACUUGAAGUAAAAUCUGCGAAGAUUUGGAACGUGAAAUCACUGUUUUUGAUCAUCGGGACGCAGUGCCAGGAUUCAGCUCAGUCAUUGAAAUUGCUUUGGGAAAUUGAAGCUGUUGCAUCGUUUUUCAUUUGUCGAGAUGAUAAGAGUAAUAGAACUAUGAUCUAUACUUUUAAUCCGUAUUGUAACUACGCGCCGAGACCUUGGAGACGAGUGGAAAUCGAUAGAGAACCAGGGAAUCAAUGGACGUUAUUUCGUCAACCCUUCAGAAAUGAUCCAACAAUCUGUCAAAGUAUCAAGUAUGACAAAUCCAAACAUUUGGACGGCUUUCCAAUUAGAAGUACAAUUUCAUUUGAUUACGACGAAGUUAUUAUCGGCGGAAUUCCACAGAUAAUAUCUAAUGGGUUAUUACCAGUGAACGCCGCUUUAUUUCAAAGUUUGGAGUCAAUAUCAAAUAGCACCCCGGUGGCAUAUAUUACUAAUAAUAAUGAUAAGAAUUUAUUUGAUAAUGAUAAAUAUGAUCUCUUAAUACCAUUGUAUCCUCUUAAAGAGCUCGAUGUAAAUAAUUAUGAUUUUUUGAGCUUUUAUAAUGAGGAAGGGUACGUAAUUGUCACAAACAAGCAAAGCACUGUGUUAGUAAUUAAUCAAAUUGUUGAAAAUUAUUUUAAUGUUUGGACAGCUUCUAUUUCUUGCAUUAUUUUAAUAUUGAUUUUGAUCAUCAUUUAUAUAAACAACAACCAAAAUUUACGCGAAGCUCUGUUAGAUAUGUUGGCGAUGUUCUUAGAUAUGGAUUUAAUAGUGCCGCUGAAUAGAAUAUCUAUGAAAAUUGCCUUCUUUUCCGCAACGUUGUUCUUUUUGAUGUUUAACCCCGCGUUGCAAAGUCAAAUGACGUCUUAUCUGACAAAGCCGGCUCGUCAGCAGAUCCAUACAUUAGAAGAUUUAUAUCAAAAUAAAUUUCACGUAAUAUUUAGUAGUAAGAUUCAUGAAGAAUUGUUAAUAAUGGGAAUGUGGUCAAAAGAAUCUGAUCAAAAAUUUUUACAUGGUCAACAAUGGUUCGAUUUUUUCGUAUGUAAAGAUUUCUUGGAAAAACCUUCAACUGCUUGUAUCAUAGGUACAUUUCAGCUUCCUAAUGAAUUACCUGAUGAAUUUCACAUAUCAAAAUACAUGUACUUUAGCGAAUUUGACGGUGUUGUAAGUAGAAGUAACUGGCCACUCAAAGAUAAACUCAAUAAAGCGGCAAUGAAUUUUUUCGAAGCCGGGAAUGCAGACUUUUUUAAAAGACAGUCUUUUUUUAAAAAAAUGGUACGGUUCAAGAAGCUAAUCGAUAGGAUUAAAGCAAAAGAAGAAUACGACCAGUUAGAUUUCGGGUAUUUCGAUUUUGACUACAUUUUGAUCCCCCUGUGUUUAUUCUGGACAAUUUUAGUGUUGAUUAUUGAAAUAAUGCACAAAAGAUUCAUAGAUUGGAACGAAAAACGAUUACGGGAAUUGAGGUUCAAAAAGUUGCAGGCUCGCGAGGUGAUUGCGUGCGCCAUUAAACAAAUGGCUGGGAGAAAGUUGCUGGGGAUGUGCUUUCCUGAUGAGUUGAACCCGGUUGCGGUUACUAUCGAUCUGAUCGACGUCUUCUACACAAUUCCGAGAAAUGAAACCAUCGAGUCAUCAGUUGUUGUCAUCGACGGUAAUUUCUCAUCGAAAGCAAUCCAAAGGUACUACCCGCGGCAUCCAUCGUUUGUUUUGUCGGGAAAUUCCAUAGAUACACUCAAGGCGAUUCUACUUGAAGUAAAAUCUGCGAAGAUUUGGAACGUGAAAUCACUGUUUUUGAACAUCGGGACGCAGUGCCAGGAUUCAGCUCGGUCAUUGAAAUUGCUUUGGAAAAUUGAAGCUGUUGCAUCGUUUUUCAUUUGUCAAGAUGAUAAGAGUAAUAGAACUAUGAUCUAUACUUUUAAUCCGUAUUGUAACUACGCGCCGAGACCUUGGAGACGAGUGGAAAUCGAUAGAGAACCAGGGAAUCAAUGGACGUUAUUUCGUCAACCCUUCAGAAAUGAUCCAACAAUCUGUCAGAGUAUCAAGUAUGACAAAUCCAAACAUUUGGACGGCUUUCCAAUUAGAAGUACAAUUUCAUUUGGUUACGACAAAGUUAUUAUCGGCGGAAUUCCACAGACAAUAUCUAAUGAGUUAUUACCAGUGAACGCCGCUUUAUUUCAAAGUUUCGAGUCAAUAUCAAAUAGCACCCCGGUGGCAUAUAUUACUAAUAAUCAUGAUGAGAAUUUAUUUGAUAAUGAUAAAUAUGAUCUCUUAAUACCAUUGUAUCCUCUUAAAGAGCUCGAUGUAAAUAAUUAUGAUUUUUUGAGCUUUUAUAAUGAGGAAGGGUACGUAAUUGUCACAAACAAGCAAAGCACUGUGUUAGUAAUUAAUCAAAUUGUUGAAAAUUAUUUUAAUGUUUGGACAGCUUCUAUUUCUUGCAUUAUUUUAAUAUUGAUUUUGAUCAUCAUUUAUAUGAACAACAACCAAAAUUUACGCGAAGCUCUGUUAGAUAUGUUGGCGAUGUUCUUAGAUAGGGAUUUAAUAGUGCCGCUGAAUAGAAUAUCUAUGAAAAUUGCCUUCUUUUCCGCAACGUUGUUCUUUUUGAUGUUUAACCCCGCGUUGCAAAGUCAAAUGACGUCUUAUCUGACAAAGCCGGCUCGUCAGCAGAUCCAUACAUUAGAAGAUUUAUAUCAAAAUAAAUUUCACGUAAUAUUUAGUAGUGAGAUUCAUGAAGAAUUGUUAAUAAUGGGAAUGUGGUCAAAAGAAUCUGAUCAAAAAUUUUUACAUGGUCAACAAUGGUUCGAUUUUUUCGUAUGUAAAGAUUUCUUGGAAAAACCUUCAACUGCUUGUAUCAUAGGUACAUUUCAGCUUCCUAAUGAAUUACCUGAUGAAUUUCACAUAUCAAAAUACAUGUACUUUAGCGAAUUUGACGGUGUUGUAAGUAGAAGUAACUGGCCACUCAAAGAUAAACUCAAUAAAGCGGCAAUGAAUUUUUUCGAAGCCGGGAAUGCAGACUUUUUUAAAAGACAGUCUUUUUUUAAAAAAAUGGUACGGUUCAAGAAGCUAAUCGAUAGGAUUAAAGCAAAAGAAGAAUACGACCAGUUAGAUUUCGGGUAUUUCGAUUUUGACUACAUUUUGAUCCCCCUGUGUUUAUUCUGGACAAUUUUAGUGUUGAUUAUUGAAAUAAUGCACAAAAGAUUCAUAGAUUGGAACGAAAAACGAUUACGGGAAUUGAGGUUCAAAAAGUUGCAGGCUCGCGAGGUGAUUGCGUGCGCCAUUAAACAAAUGGCUGGGAGGAAGUUGCUGGGGAUGUGCUUUCCUGAUGAGUUGAACCCGGUUGCGGUUACUAUCGAUCUGAUCGACGUCGUCCACGAAAUUCCGAGAAAGGAAACCAUCGAGUCAUCAGUUGUUGUCAUCGACGGUAAUUUCUCAUCGAAAGCAAUCCAAAAGUAUUACCCGCGGCAUCCAUCGUUUGUUUUGUCGGGAAAUUCCAUAGAUACACUCAAGGCGAUUCUACUUGAAGUAAAAUCUGCGAAGAUUUGGAACGUGAAAUCACUGUUUUUGAUCAUCGGGACGCAGUGCCAGGAUUCAGCUCAGUCAUUGAAAUUGCUUUGGGAAAUUGAAGCUGUUGCAUCGUUUUUCAUUUGUCAAGAUGAUAAGAGUAAUAGAACUAUGAUCUAUACUUUUAAUCCGUAUUGUAACUACGCGCCGAGACCUUGGAGACGAGUGGAAAUCGAUAGAGAACCAGGGAAUCAAUGGACGUUAUUUCGUCAACCCUUCAGUAAUGAUCCAAUAAUUUGUCAGAGUGUCAAGUUUGACAAAUCCAGACAUUUAGACGGCUUUCCAAUUAGAAAUACAGUUGCACUUGGACGAGACGAAGUUAUUAUCGGCAGAGUUCCACAAGCAAUGCAUAAACUGUUAAAUCCAGUAGACGCCGCUUUAUCUCAAAAUUUGGCAUCGAUAUCAAACAGCACCCCAGUCGUAUAUGUUACUAAAAAUUUUGAUGAGAAUAUCUUUUCCAACGGUAAAUCUGAUCUCUAUCUGUCGCUGUUUACUUUUAAACAGGUCGAAGUAAAUAAUUAUGAUUUUUUGAGCUUUUAUAAUCAGGAAGGGUACGUAAUUGUCACAAACAAGCAAAGCACUGUGUUAGUAAUUAAUCAAAUUGUUAAAAAUUAUUUUAAUGUUUGGACAGCUUCUAUUUCUUGCAUUAUUUUAAUAUUGAUUUUGAUCAUCAUUUAUAUAAACAACAACCAAAAUUUACGCGAAGCUCUGUUAGAUAUGUUGGCGAUGUUCUUAGAUAGGGAUUUAAUAGUGCCGCUGAAUAGAAUAUCUAUAAAAAUUGCCUUCUUUUCCGCAACGUUGUUCUUUUUGAUGUUUAACCCCGCGAUUCAAAGUCAAGUGACGUCUCAUCUGACAAAGCCGGCUCCUCAGCAGAUCCAUACAUUAGAAGAUUUAUAUAGUAAUAAAUUGCACGUAAAAUAUAAUGUCGAAAUUCAUGAGGAAUUGUUAAUAAUGGGAUUGUGGUUAAACAAAUCUGAUCGAAAAUAUUUACACAGCAAACAAUGGUUGUAUUUUCGCGAUUGUGAAGCUUUUUUGAAAAAUCCUUCAACCGCUUGUAUCAUAAGUACAUAUUUGCUUCCUGACAAAUUACCUGAUGAAUUUUACGUAUCAAAAUACCUGUACUUUAGCGAAUAUAUCGGUCGUGUAAGUAGAAGGAACUGGCCACUCAAAGAUAAACUUGAUAAGGCUGCAAUGAAUUUUGUCGAAGCCGGGAAUGUAGACUUUUUCAAAAAACAAUCUUUAUUUGACAAAAUGGUACGGUUCAAGAAGCUAAUCGAUAGGAUUAAAGCGGACGAAGAAUAUGACCAGUUAGACUUCGGGUAUUUCGAUUUUGACUACAUUUUGGUCCCCCUGUCUCUUUUCUGGACGAUUUUAGUGUUGAUUAUCGAAAUAAUGCACAAAAAAUUUAUAGAUUGGAACGAAAAACGAUUACGGGAAUUGAGGUUCAAAAAGUUGCAGGCUCGCUGGAUGAUUUCGUGCGCCAUUAAACAAAUGGCUGGUGUACCUCAAAAUAUGCAAAAUGUUUAG
Molecule: messenger RNA, 5445 nt
Organism: Cotesia congregata
Lineage: Eukaryota; Metazoa; Arthropoda; Insecta; Hymenoptera; Braconidae
Source: the annotation of a GenBank genome assembly